This is a messenger RNA of Camelus dromedarius (Arabian camel), 1650 nucleotides long. RefSeq names its product fructosamine 3 kinase related protein (gene FN3KRP). The record is from RefSeq and is a predicted model, not a curated record. The transcript has 6 exons. NCBI's taxonomy places the organism in Eukaryota, Metazoa, Chordata, Mammalia, Artiodactyla, Camelidae. Bases 70 to 999 code for a protein of 309 amino acids.
GCGCGCCCCUGUGCUGUCGCUGCGUCUCCGUGAGGCCUGAGGCGGGUCGGCGUCCCGGGCGCGGGGAACAUGGAGGCGCUGCUGAAGCGGGAGCUGGGCUGCAGCUCCGUCAAGGCCAUGGGUCACUCGGGGGGCGGCUGCAUCAGCCAGGGUCAGAGCUACGACACGGACAAAGGGCGCGUGUUUGUGAAAGUGAACCACAAGGCGGAGGCCAGAAGAAUGUUUGAGGGGGAGAUGGCGAGUCUGACUGCCAUCCUGGAGACGGGCACAGUGAGGGUGCCCAAGCCCAUCAAGGUCCUGGAGGCCCCGGGGGGCGGCAGCGUGCUGGUGAUGGAGCAUCUGGACAUGCAGAGCCUCAGUAGUCACGCUGCCACGCUUGGAGCCCAGCUGGCGGACCUGCACCUGGAGAACAGGAGGCGUGGGGAGGCCCUCCGCAAGGAGGCCGGCACAGUGGGGAAGGGAGCUGAGCGGGUGGAGCGGCCAUUUGUGGACCAGUUUGGGUUCGAUGUGGUGACAUGCUGCGGAUACCUCCCCCAGGUGAACGACUGGCAGCAGGACUGGGUCACGUUCUACGCCCGGCAGCGCAUCCAGCCCCAGAUAGACAUGCUGGAGCGGGGGUCUGGGGACAGGGAGGCCCGUGAGCUCUGGUCUGCUCUGCAGCUCAAGAUCCCCGACCUGUUCCGUGACCUGGACAUUGUCCCAGCCCUGCUCCACGGAGACCUCUGGGGAGGAAACGUGGCAGAGGAUGCCUCGGGACCCAUCAUUUUUGACCCGGCCUCUUUCUACGGCCACUCAGAGUACGAGCUGGCCAUUGCUGGCAUGUUUGGGGGCUUCAGCAGCAACUUCUACUCCGCCUACCACCGCCAAAUCCCCCGGGCCCCUGGCUUCCAGCAGCGCCUCCAGCUGUACCAGCUGUUUCACCACCUGAACCACUGGAACCACUUCGGGUCAGGGUACCGAGGCUCCUCCCUCAGCAUCAUGAGGGAUCUUGUCCGAUGAGCUGUGUCCCUUGAGGGAGGCCCCGUCCCGGGUCCCACGAGAUUCCUGUGCUGGCCUCGCGCUCCCGUGCAGCCUCUGCCGGGGACCUGCCCUCUCCUCACCCCUAGGGAGCUUCAGACCACGUUCCAGGUCUUGUGGAGCACAGAGCAGCCCAGAAGGGUCUUGUCCCCAAAAGGUGCAUUUCAACAGGCUUCAUAGCUGUAUAAAACUGCCCUAGAACUUUGGCGUGAACACAGGGACCCGUGGAGCAUGGGCCCGACCCCCACGCAACUGCCCCGCAGGCGGGGGUCGGGGGGCGUGUCUCCUAUCCGGGAGGGACUGCUGUUCUGGCUUCUCGAUGGGGCAGACACAGGCCUGGACGGGAAGCCAUGGGAGCCUUGAGAGGACCAGUCCCGGGCACAUUCCCUUUCCUUUGGGUUCUGGGAGGGACCAAACCGCUAGCCUCAGGGUGUCCCUGAUAAGUUUAGGAGCUGUCAGCAGCCUUUCGCGGGCGACCUCUAAAGCUUGUGAAUUGUCAUCUUAGAAACCAGCGCUAAGCCAGCGUGUUUCCUGCCGCCGGUCUUGUGGUAGUGAGACGUAUCCAUGAAUGGCAGUGAUGCUUAUAAAUCCUUUUGCAUAAACAUUUGAAUAAAUUUUUAGUGGUUUCAGUGA